Messenger RNA from Fusarium sp. VM40, 1686 nucleotides. Lineage: Eukaryota; Fungi; Ascomycota; Sordariomycetes; Hypocreales; Nectriaceae. The record is from the annotation of a GenBank genome assembly.
AUGGCUCUGCCUCAACCUUCUACGCGCGAGGCCCAUUCGACUUGGCGUUGGUGGCUACUAGGCCUUGCAGUUGCUGCGCUCGCCCUUCUCAGCCCUGCGUUAAGCUCCAGCUCCACAUCUUUAUGCCCCCAAGCACCAACCCAUGACGUCCAAUCACAAGAUCAGCUGACAAUCGACAUGCUCAAGAAUCUGAGUUCAGAGGCUUAUCGGGAGAGAAGUAUUCAACGGCUGGCAGGUGCUAUCCAAAUCCAGACAGUAGCAUACGACGACAUGGGCUCCGUCGACCAGGACCCCCGUUGGAAAGUCUUCGACGAUUUUGCCGCCUACCUUCGCACUGAAUUUCCCGCUCUCCAUGAGACAAUCAAGCUAGAAAAGGUCAAUCGCCAUGGUCUUCUUUACACAUGGACUGGUAGUGACUCAUCUCUGAAGCCGACGGUCUUGAUGGCCCACCAAGAUGUUGUGCCUGUUCCUGAAAGCACCGUUUCACAGUGGAACCAUCCGCCUUUCAGCGGGGAAUUCGAUGGAUCGUCUAUUUGGGGAAGAGGUGCUCUAGACUGUAAGAACACACUGAUUGCGAGCUUGGAAGCUGUGGAGACUCUGCUAGCGGCAGGAUUUGCGCCACGUCGCACCAUCAUUCUCUCAUUUGGGUUCGACGAGGAGAUCUCUGGCCACCACGGAGCUUCAUUUCUUGCAUCCCACCUCCUCCAACGAUACGGGGAGAACGGCAUUUCGCUUAUCAUCGAUGAGGGUGCCCCUGUUCUGCCUCUUUGGGGUUCACAUUUUGCGGUUCCGGGAGUAUCUGAGAAAGGCUAUGUCGACGUCGAAAUUGUGGUCCGUACCAAGGGAGGUCACAGUUCGAUGCCUCCUGCACAUACCAGCGCAGGUAUCGCCGCUGAGUUGGUCAGUCUUGUUGAGAAAUCGCCAUAUCAACCUCAGCUACAUCAGGAUAACCCGCUGCUGGACUUUUUAUGGUGUGGUGCGGAACACGCUCCGGGAUUCAUGCCAGGUUUGAAAUACCUACUACCGAAAAGAGAUAUCACAGGCGUCUUGGAGACUGCUAAGCGGAUGUUGUUUCCCAGGCUAGUGGCGCGUGUAAACCACAUGGCUGGGUAUCUCAUAUCGACAACCCAGGCGGUCGACGCGGUACAUGGGGGUGUCAAGGUGAAUGCACUGCCUGAGCGGACAACUGUUUUAAUAAAUCAUCGAGUCAACAUUGGAGAGACAUCCGAGCUGAUACAGAAGAAGCUCACUAAGCUCACUGGAAUUGUAGCAAAACGCCACAAUCUCGCAUUGCACGCAUUCGAUGGUUCAGAAGAACAACAGUCCUCAAUCAAUAUUCAUUUCAUGGGUAGCGUACUCGAGCCCGCACCUGUGACUCCAACACAGGCAGAUGCCAAGGGAAAGGAUACCCCAUGGUCAGUAAUAUCGAGCACUACCAGAGCUCUCUACGGGAAGGAAGUUGUGAUGGCGCCAGGUAUUAUGCCUGCGAAUACGGACACCAAAUACUACUGGAAGCUCAGCUGGCACAUAUUUCGAUACUCUCCAGGCUGGGAUCCUGAGGUACUCUCAAUUGAGGGUAUACAUACAGUGAACGAACGAGUAAGUGUUACAGCACAUAUCAGGACUGUACAGUGGUAUGUCUCUUUCCUGAAAAGGGUGGACGGAGCCAAGUUCACUCAAAAGUGA